AUGUCAUCCCUCGAUGCGAAAGUGGAGCAGUGGCUGGCGUGGGACCGCGAUCCGGCGACGCGUCAGGUCAUCGAAUCCCUGGCAGCCAAGAAGGACACGGCGGAGCUGCGACGCCGCCUUGAGACGCGCAUGAAGUUCAGCACCGCCGGCCUGCGAUCCACCAUGGGGGCCGGAAACGCUCACAUGAAUCGUCUCACGGUGCUGCAGACGGCGCAGGGGCUGGCGGCGUACGUGAAGCAACAGUUUGCCCCCGCGGAGCUCUCGCGCGGCAUAGUCAUCGGCUACGAUGGGCGGCACCACAGCCGCGAGUUCGGUGAGAUCACAGCCACUGUCAUGCAUCAGCAGGGCAUCAAGACGUACUUGUACCGCGACUGCAUCCCCACACCGUUUGUGCCGUACGGCGUCAGGUUCUUGAAAGCAUUAGCCGGGGUGAUGGUGACGGCCAGCCACAACCCCAAGGCGUACAAUGGCUUAAAGGUGUAUUGGUCGAACGGGGCUCAGAUUGUCGCUCCGCUAGAUGCAUCGAUCGCCGCCAGCAUCGACGCGAACCUCACUCCUCUCGAGUCUUCGUGGGCCCCGUUCGCCGCGGCCGACCACGUGGACCCGUACGACGACGUUUUCGCAGACUACUUCGCCACGCUGCGUUCCUCCUACGCCCCGGCCAGCGACGCGUCCUCCGUGCGCUUCACCUUCACUGCCAUGCACGGUGUAGGGACCCGUUUCACGAGGUAUGGGCUUCGGCACGUGUUGGGGCUUCCUGCGUCGCACCUCAGCGUCGUGGCAGAGCAAGCCGAGCCGAACCCGGACUUCCCUACCGUGCGCUUCCCCAAUCCGGAGGAGGGCAAGUCGGCGUUAGCCUUGUCCUUUGGAACUGCAGAGACCCACGGCGCCACCGUCGUGCUGGCAAACGACCCGGAUGCUGACCGCCUGGCCGUGGCGGAGCGCCUUCCCAAUGAGGAGGGGUGGCACAUAUUGACGGGCAACGAGAUCGGUGCACUGCUGGGGUGGUGGGCGCUGGAGCGAGCGCGGCGGCAGGGCAUCGCGCUCGAGCGCUGCUUGCUGAUAUCGACUGUAGUCAGCUCGUGCAUCCUCAAGACAAUGGCGGCCAGGGAGGGGGCGCAGUACUCGGAGACAUUGACGGGCUUCAAGUUUAUGGGCAACAAGGCACUGGAGCGGAAGGCGUCGGAAGGGUUGCAGACGCUCUUUGCGUACGAGGAGGCGAUUGGGUUCAUGUGGGGCGAGCGGGUGAUGGACAAAGACGGCGUGACGGCUGCGGUUGUUGUCGCCGACCUCGCCUGCUACCUCUGGAAGGAGAGACAGUGCUCGCUGGUGGAGUACCUGCAGAACUUGUACCGGCAGUACGGCUACCAUUUCACGUACAGCUCGUACAUGACGAUAGAUGACCCGUCACGGACAAAGGCGCUCUUGCAGAGCAUCCGCACUGCGGCGUCAGGGGAGUACCCCUCUCAGGUGGCGGGGCGGCCAGUGACGCGCGUGGUAGACCUCGCGGCGCAAGUUGACACGGCUGCCCCGUCUCGACGGCCGUCUCUCGGCAAGACGCCAAUGAUCACCUUGCACGUGGACGGCGGCAUAAGCAUCACCAUUCGAGGCAGCGGCACGGAGCCGAAGGUCAAGUGGUACGCCGAGCUGGUGAGCACGGACGCGGCGGGACAGCAGGUGCUGAACGCGUUCGUGGCAAAGGCUGUGACUGAACUUAUGCAGCCGCACAAGUUCGGCCUCGUCAUGCGCCCCGAAGACGCGGAGGUGUUUAGUAAGCUCUAG
Molecule: messenger RNA, 1782 nt
Organism: Leishmania mexicana MHOM/GT/2001/U1103
Lineage: Eukaryota; Euglenozoa; Kinetoplastea; Trypanosomatida; Trypanosomatidae
Product: phosphomannomutase-like protein
Exons: 1
Coding region: 1-1782 (593 amino acids)
Biological process (GO): purine ribonucleoside salvage; carbohydrate metabolic process
Molecular function (GO): magnesium ion binding; phosphopentomutase activity
Source: RefSeq, a predicted model, not a curated record